GGAGGGGAAGUAGCUGACAUCACAUCCUCUUCCACUAACGGGAACCUAUUUCGUCCAUCAAAUUAAUUAUAAUUCUCCUCUGCCUUUUUAAAAGAAAGAUUGCCAAAAGGAAAAAAAUGGUCAGAAUUUUCUGUCUUCUGUGGUUCCUUGCUCUGAUUUUAUGCUGCUGUGAGUCCCAAACAGACCGACUAGAAAUCAGUAUGAUCAGCAACCCUCUUGAAACUUUUGGAACCAAAGUGGAGUUCAAAUGUGACACUGACCACGUGGAUGCUGGCGUUUUCUGGGUUAUUCAGAAAUUGAAUGGCGUACUCCACUUCAUUACACAUGUUACAUCAAGAUCUAAAGAGGUAACAGGUACUCUUGAAGGCUACAAGGCUACAAAAGCUGGCAGCUACUACCAGUUAACUAUUGCCAACUUUCAGGAGAACCACGAGGGUACCUAUUUUUGUGUGCGCCAUCGCAAUCAGAAGCUGCUUUUUAGUACAGGCAUCCCAGUAUUCUUGCCAGUGACAACUACUCCUGUGCCUUCUACCACCACACAGAAAAUUUCAAUCACCACCAAAGGACUGAUAAAAGAAGAAGCUAUGAAAUGUCCCAAUUCUACAGUCAAAGUAACAACAAAUACAAAAAAUACAAUGUUCUCCUGUGAACUUUAUAUAUGGGUUCCCUUAGCUGGUGUUUCUCUUCUUCUGCUGAUAACCCUGAUAAUCAUCAUAUCACUCUGCUGUG
Molecule: messenger RNA, 729 nt
Organism: Thamnophis sirtalis
Lineage: Eukaryota; Metazoa; Chordata; Lepidosauria; Squamata; Natricidae
Source: RefSeq, a predicted model, not a curated record